Molecule: messenger RNA, 992 nt
Organism: Schistosoma haematobium
Lineage: Eukaryota; Metazoa; Platyhelminthes; Trematoda; Strigeidida; Schistosomatidae
Exons: 8
Coding region: 1-879 (292 amino acids)
Source: RefSeq, a predicted model, not a curated record
AUGAUUCAGUCAAACGAACAAAUCUUCAAUAUGUUUGCGAUGAUAACCAUAUUUGCAUCAGUACACUCGGUGGACGGACAGUAUGAGCCUGCAUAUUUGAAAACAAAUAUGGUUGGAAGCGAUACAAAUACGAAAACUUUCCGUGUUAUUCAAGAACAGACGGCAGCCUUGGCUUUUGAAUGGGAACCAAUGAAACACGACAAUUUCGGUUAUGUCAAGUUGCAUGAAAAUGUAUUCCUUUUGUCUGCGUCGGUGAAAGUUUCUAAAGGCAAUAUAGGUUUAUUGGAAGCCAUUGGUAAACCAUGCGAGGUUUCGAAUUAUCGUGCUGACGGCCAUGAUAAUGGCUACAUCUUUACCGAAUUCAAGACCUAUGGCAUGACCUACAAAAGAGUUCCGAGAAUCAAGAAUGUUCAAAUCCAGUUGAUAUCAAAUGCGUAUCCACACGUGAAGUGGGAAAGAGAAAGAUCAGCCUGUGAAUCAAGUGAUUCGGUCAUCAUAUUCAGUGGAUAUUCAACACAACCGCUGCAGAUGUUUAUCAUCUCGAGUGACCAAGUUGAAUAUCAUAUGAAGGAAUUGCAGACAAAAAAUGGAAUGGAAUUAGUGUUCAUUGUGUUCAACAAGCAUGGGAACCGUUUCUCUCUACCAACGAUGGACAAAACACCAUUGGGAAAAGUGAUCAAAGAACAACCAACAAUCGAAACAAUAGCUGUGAAUGUCACUGUGCCGGACGAAGUCACGACAACGCUCAUGACACUAUCGAAUAACACACAUUCGACAGUACUAGAAAAUAUCAGCAAUUCAUAUGUCUUCAUAGCGACAUUGAUUCUAAUCAUUGUUUUGGUCAGCAUAGUUUCGUUCUUCCUAAUAAAGAAGUUAUAGCAACAACUGUGACGUGUUUUUGUCCGUGUGAACUCUGUGUGUUUAUUUUUUAUCAAACUGUCUAUUUUGUAUUCAUAAACAUGUAAGGCUUUCAUUCACUCUUUUUAAAUAAA